Messenger RNA from Aegilops tauschii subsp. strangulata, 2945 nucleotides. RefSeq lists its product as uncharacterized. The record is from RefSeq and is a predicted model, not a curated record. Lineage: Eukaryota; Viridiplantae; Streptophyta; Magnoliopsida; Poales; Poaceae.
GAGCCGACCGGAGCCAGGUAGGUGCGUGCGUGCGUGGGGAAAAAAAAGAGCGCCGUGUGGGAGGCCAACGGACGGCACCGUCAUGUGACGUAGCGCACCCACGAGGCGAGCCUCCCCGCAGGCAGAAUACUCCAUCAGCCUGAUACUACCAUAUACACGCGCCCUCCCUCCUUGUCUAACAGAAUCUCUCUCCCUCCAACCCCCCCUCUCUCUCUAACAAAACAGAAUCUCUCUCUCUCUCCCUCCCUCCCUCUGCGCAAAGACAGGAGAGUCUCCUCCUCCUCCUCCAUUGAGAUAGAUCCUAGUAUCGUUGUAGUUUGAAGAUUAUCUUGGCAAUUGAGCUCUUCUGCUUCUGCCUAAUGCUCAACAAUUUAUAAAUCAAGAAAAAGGAAAAGGGACAGUGGAUGGUCAAAUACCAAGAUCAGAACACCGCUGUAUCAGACGGUUGUCUGCCAGGGCUCGAGUACCUUGUGGGUGACGAUUUUUGCUGAGGCCAGAAGGUAAAUGGACAGGGCAGACACAUCAGGUUUUGUUAGUAGCGGAUUCAACGGGACCUCGCUGCUGCUGAUAUUCUUCGACUUCGUCUUCUCUGACAUGCACAUAUGAAAUACCAGAUCAAAAAUCACCUGAUCUUCUGUUGCCCUGAGAUACUUGUUCUCCAUCACCACCUUCACUCAGUUGGUUCAUGUUCAAAGAAUAAACAGGCCCAGAUCAGUCAGUUCUCAGUGUAUAAAGGUAUAGAUGAAUAACGGUUACGCGGGUAUGCGUCACCGUGGAAGCCAGCCCCUGAUGGACAGCUCUGCGGUGUUGAUGUCCGGGAGCUACACUACUGUCGGCCAUGGUCAGACCUCAUUUUCCUUGGACUUCCGGGGUUCGGCAAUGGACAACUGCAGCCGUGGCAACAGGGGUGUCCAGCGGUCUGGUCAUGCUUCUGCGCAAGAUGAUGCGUGCAGACUGGUCCUUGGACUGGGUCCGUCGCCGGAACCUAGCUCUGUGGAUUACCAGCAGCCUGCAGGAGGAGCAGGCAAGUCGAAAGCGCCGGUGACUCUGUUUGGCCGGAGUUUAUCGUUCACUAAUCCUGGGACGAUGACCCUUGGGCUUCAUGAUCGGGUGGGUAAUGCUGAAGCUAUCGCUCAGCAUUCUGAACCGCCUGGAGGAAACAUCAUCUCCUUCUCCGGUGUCGACGAGAGCUCGACGUCGGCCAGGAGGAGCUCCGGUGGCUACAUUCCGUCGCUGCUCUUCGCAUCUCGGCCGAAUCUUUGUGUUGCUCAAGAGAAUCGGGCAGAGGCGCAUGAUGAUCUGCUCGAUGACCACACGGACAACGCCAAUGAUAGUGCCGAGCAUCACCUUCAAUUCAGCCCUGAACCUUCUGCAACGACAAUGACAGAUACUUCGUUCGGUGUGAGCUCUGAUGUUGUCACCGGUGUAACUGAUCGUGGACAGCCGGUUCAUCGCCGGUUUCCGAAGAAGUGCAGGUUCAAAGGGUGCUCUAAAGGUGCGAGAGGUGCAUCAGGCCUGUGCAUUGCCCAUGGCGGCGGGCAGAGGUGCCAGAAGCCCGGGUGCUACAAGGGUGCCGAGAGCCGAACGGCCUACUGCAAGGCCCAUGGAGGCGGCCGGCGGUGUAUGCAGCUCGGCUGCACUAAGAGCGCCGAGGGAAAGACGGAUCACUGCAUUGCCCACGGCGGAGGUCGCCGGUGCGGAUACAACAGCUGCCCUAAAGCCGCGCGUGGCAAGUCCGGGCGAUGCAUCAAGCACGGAGGAGGGAAGCGGUGCGCGGUCGAGGGCUGCAUCCGGAGCGCCGAGGGGAAGGUCGGGUUCUGCAUCUCCCACGGCGGCGGCCGCCGUUGCCAGUACCCGGACUGCCGCAAGGGGGCGCAGGGCAGCACGCUGUACUGCAAGUCCCACGGCGGCGGCAAGAGGUGCGUCUUCGAGGGCUGCGCCAAGGGCGCGGAGGGCAGCACGCCGCUGUGCAAGGCGCACGGCGGCGGGAAGCGCUGCAUGCACGAAGGCGGCGGCGUGUGCCCCAAGAGCGUCCACGGGGGCACCAGCUACUGCGUGGCGCACGGCGGCGGGAAGCGCUGCGCGGUGCCCGGGUGCGGCAAGAGCGCCCGCGGGCGCACAGAGUUCUGCGUGAAGCACGGCGGCGGCAAACGGUGCAAGGUCGACAGCUGCGGCAAGAGCGCGCAGGGGAGUACGGAGUUCUGCAAGGCCCACGGCGGCGGCAAGCGGUGCACCUUCGGCACGGGCUGCGACAAGUUCGCCCGCGGGCGGAGCGGCCUCUGCGCCGCCCACGCGACGCUGGUGGCCUCGCAGUCCCAGUCCCAGGCACAGCAGCGAGGACGCGGCGGCUGGAGCAUGAUCGGGCCGGGCCUCUUCCGAGGCAUCGUGUCCUCGUCAGCCGCGGCCGCAGCCGCCAGCGCCAUGAACUACGAGUACUCGUCGGGCGUGAGCACGGUGUCGGAGUGCGACGGCUCGCCGGUGCCUACGCCGGGGAGGCAGGAGCUGAUUCCUCCUCAGGUGCUGGUUCCCCUCUCUAUGAAGUCCUCGUCGCCAUCCGCGGAUAGGCGCAGGGAGAGUGGAGAGUUGUGUGUUCCAGAGGGGAGGGUGCACGGGGGUGGACUUCUGUCAUUGCUCGGCGGGAGCUUCAGGAACAUCAUUGACGUCGACAAACUCUCAAGCCGCUAGCUCGGGUCUAAAUUUCUUUCUGUCCAAAUUAUACUUUCUUCUUGAACCCACAAAAAAAAUUGAACAUUCUACACGUCUUAUAGUGUUAUAGAUAUGGGUGUCACAUAUAAACUUUUUUUUUGCGGGGGACAUAUGAACUGUUAUGGGAAAGUUUAAAUUGUUGGAAGGUUGGGCCGUAAUUCUUGUUGAUUAGACCGAUUAUGUAAUAUAAUGCAACCUUUCUUUUGCUGGAUUAUUAUCUCAUCGAUGAUUCUCAUGAA